Messenger RNA from Effrenium voratum, 681 nucleotides. NCBI's taxonomy places the organism in Eukaryota, Dinophyceae, Suessiales, Symbiodiniaceae. The record is from the annotation of a GenBank genome assembly.
AUGUUGCCGCGCGGCGAUGCGCUGAGCGCCUGGGCCACAGCGGCACAGCAGCUGCUGCCGGGCCUGCGGGUGGCGGCGCUGCCCAAGGGGGAAGGAGCUCUGGUGCUGCUGGGAGCUGAGCAUGACGUGGAGCAAGCCGCCCUCCAGGUGGAGACUGCCAUUGACUGCCUGCGCCCAGAUCAUGUUGGUCUUGAGCUUUGCCAGAAGCGCUUCCGGCGGCUCUUCCCCUUGGGCCUCGCAGCCUUCGCUCAGCUUCCGCCGGAGGAGAGGUUGCAGCUGCAGGCAAAGCUGCGCUCCGGAAAGGAUCAGUUAAGUGCCGCCGCGGCGGCGCACCGCCUGGGCAUACCGGUGGCGCUCUGCGACCGAGAGGUCCGCGUCACGGAGGCGCGGCUGCUCGCGCGGCUGGCGCCUGGAGACCUCGUGGCAGGCUCCUUGGCGGCACUGGGUCUCAAUUGGGACUGCCCUGAGGCCCUCGAGGACGCCGUGGCCGACUGCAUCAUCAGAGAGAGGGACAAGGUGCUGGCGCGGCGCCUGUCCACGCUGCCAGGGCUGGCGCUGGGGGUGCUGGGAGUGCGCCACCUGGAGGGUGUGCUCGAGCACGUCGGAAAGGCAACGGGGAUCUGGACCCAGAUGUGGACGCCAUGUGCACAGCUGCCACCUGGCUUCAAGAGAGAGGUGUGA